Molecule: messenger RNA, 297 nt
Organism: Nymphaea colorata (pocket water lily)
Lineage: Eukaryota; Viridiplantae; Streptophyta; Magnoliopsida; Nymphaeales; Nymphaeaceae
Product: auxin-responsive protein SAUR32
Exons: 1
Coding region: 1-297 (98 amino acids)
Biological process (GO): response to auxin
Source: RefSeq, a predicted model, not a curated record
AUGGCAAUGUUUAAGAAUGCUGCCCGUAACUUCCACAAGAAACUCACUCGUUCAAGGGAAGACGUGAAGGAGGGUCACUUCGCUGUAUUGGCCAUGCAUGAAGGCUAUUCGAAGAGGUUUGUGGUGCCAUUGAGUUACUUGAGCCAUCCUGCUUUCAUAAGGCUGCUAGAAGAAGCCGAGGAGGAGUAUGGCUUUUACCAGCAAAGCAUCCUCACGGUCCCUUGCCAUCCAAGUGAACUAGAGAACAUCUUGGCAGGACAAUGGAAGAAAGAAAGGCGAAUUUCAUCUCCGUGGUAG